Molecule: messenger RNA, 2357 nt
Organism: Jaculus jaculus (lesser Egyptian jerboa)
Lineage: Eukaryota; Metazoa; Chordata; Mammalia; Rodentia; Dipodidae
Product: ataxin-1-like
Exons: 1
Coding region: 243-2315 (690 amino acids)
Biological process (GO): regulation of DNA-templated transcription; anatomical structure development
Cellular component (GO): nucleus
Molecular function (GO): RNA binding; protein binding
Source: RefSeq, a predicted model, not a curated record
GCCGCGGCUGCGGCGGCUCCGGGACGAGCGAGGGGAGCCCGGGGAGCUCUGUGAGAUGGGCCGGCUCCCAAGUCAGGGGGGAGGACACUUACUACAGCUGCUCAGAAGCACCACCAGAAGCUCAGAUGUGGGCACCCCAGCCAGCAGCAGAGAGGGGUGCAGGGAAGCCACAGAGAAGUCCCUUCUGAUGCCCCAAGGAGCAAGCCAACCCCUUCCUGGCUCCAGGAACAUCACAAAGCAAUAUGAAACCUGUUCAUGAGAGGAGUCAGGAAUGCCUUCCACCAAAGAAACGAGACCUCCCUGUGACCAGCGAGGAUAUGGGGAGAACUACCAGCUGUUCCACAAACCACACACCUUCCAGUGAUGCCUCUGAAUGGUCCCGAGGGGUCGUGGUGGCUGGACAGAGCCAGGCUGGAGCCAGAGUCAGCCUGGGUGGUGAUGGAGCUGAGGCCAUUACUGGUCUAACAGUAGACCAGUAUGGCAUGCUGUAUAAGGUGGCAGUGCCACCUGCCACCUUCUCACCAACUGGCCUGCCAUCUGUGGUGAACAUGAGCCCUUUGCCCCCCACGUUUAAUGUAGCAUCUUCUUUGAUUCAACAUCCAGGAAUCCACUACCCCCCAGUCCACUAUGCUCAGCUCCCAUCCACCUCACUGCAGUUUAUCGGAUCUCCUUAUAGCCUUCCCUAUGCUGUACCACCUAGUUUCCUACCAAGUCCCCUCCUUUCUCCUUCUGCUAACCUUUCCACCUCUCACCUUCCACAUUUUGUGCCAUAUGCCUCACUCCUGGCAGAAGAAGCCACUCCGCCCCCCCAGGCUUCAUCCCCAGCCCACUCAUUUAACAAAGCCCCUUCUGCCACCUCCCCACCCGGCCAGUUGCCUCAUCACUCAAGUACUCAGCCACUGGAUCUUGCUCCAGGCCGGAUGCCCAUUUAUUAUCAAAUGUCUAGGCUACCUGCUGGAUAUACCUUGCAUGAAACUUCUCCAGCAGGCGCCAGCCCAGUGCUUAACCCUCAGGAGGGCCAGUCUGCUCUGGAAGCAGCUGCUGCCAAUGGAGGACAGAGACAGCGAGAGCGAAAUUUAGUAAGACAGGAAAGUGAAGCCCUUGACUCCCCCAGCAGCAAGGGUGAAGGCCAAGGAGGACUAGUGCCAGUGGUAGAAUGCAUGGUGGAUGGACAAUUGUUUUCAGGUUCUCAGACUCCGAGAGUGGAGGUGGCAGUGCCUGCACACCGAGGAACCCCAGACACUGACCUUGAGGUUCAGCGGGUAGUUGGCGCUUUAGCUUCUCAGGACUAUCGUAUGGUGGCAGCUCAGAGGAAAGAUGAACCCAGUCCUCUCAACCUGUCACACCAUGCCCUUGACCAUCAGGGUGAGGGGCGAGGGUCAGCCAGGAACCCUGCAGAGGUGGCAGAGAAAAAUCAGGCUCGUGGGUUCUACCCUCAGUCCCAUCAGGAACUGGUAAAACACAGACCUUUACCCAAAGCAAUGGUUGUAGCCAAUGGCAACCUGAUGCCCACUGGAACUGACCCAAGUUUGCUGCCUAUGGGCUCAGAAAUCCUAGUGGCAUCAAGUCUGGACAUGCAGACCAGAGCCACCUUCCCAGACAAGGAGCCAACGCCACCCCCCAUUACCUCCACCCAUUUGCCCUCCCAUUUCAUGAAAGGUGCCAUCAUUCAGCUGGCUACAGGGGAGCUGAAGCGGGUGGAGGACCUCCAGACCCAGGAUUUUGUGCGCAGUGCCGAAGUGAGUGGGGGCCUGAAGAUCGACUCUAGCAGGGUUGUGGACAUUCAGGAGAGCCAGUGGCCUGGAUUUGUCAUGCUACAUUUUGUUGUUGGUGAACAGCAGAGCAAAGUGAGCAUCGAGGUGCCCCCUGAGCACCCCUUUUUUGUGUAUGGCCAGGGUUGGUCCUCCUGCAGCCCUGGAAGGACUGCACAACUCUUCUCUCUGCCCUGCCAUCGGCUACAGGUGGGAGAUGUCUGCAUCUCUAUCAGUUUACAGAGCUUGAACAGUAACUCAGUUUCUCAGGCCAGCUGUGCUACCCCAAGCCAGCUGGGUACCCCCCGAGAAAGGCCUGAGAGGACGGUCUUGGGGUCCAGAGACCUAUGUGACAGUGAGGGGAAGAGCCAGCCUUCAGGAGAGGGCUCCUGUGUGGUAGAGCCCUCCCAGCCUGAGCCUGGUGCUCAAGCCUGCUGGCCAGCCCCAAGCUUCCAAAGAUACAGCAUGCAAGGGGAGGAGGCACGGGCUGCACUGCUCCGUCCCUCUUUCAUUCCACAGGAGGUAAAGCUGUCUAUUGAAGGCCGUUCCAAUGCGGGAAAAUGAACCUUUCUCAGACCAGGACUGGGGCUUUAACCCCAGAGGUGA